This is a messenger RNA of Pocillopora meandrina, 411 nucleotides long. NCBI's taxonomy places the organism in Eukaryota, Metazoa, Cnidaria, Anthozoa, Scleractinia, Pocilloporidae. The record is from the annotation of a GenBank genome assembly.
AUGGACACCCAACGCUACUAUCGACUCAGGUGCUCAGUACCACAGCCACCGAAACUUUACAGUCUGCCGAAACUACACAAACCUUGUUUCCCAAUGCGACCUAUUGUUUCUUUCUGUGGUUCUCCGACAUACCAACUGUCCAAGUACCUGACGACGAUACUACAACCGCUCACCGACAAAUCCAGACGUAAAUUACAAUCCACCGAGGACUUCAUUAGCGCCACUAAGACUGUACAGAUACCUGACGACUACAAAAUAGUGUCAUUUGAUGUGAAAUCGCUUUUUACAAGUAUUCUACUUCAACUGGCGCUACAAUGUACUGAGACUGCUAUCUUACAAUCUACCGACAGAGGACUUUAUGGACUUACUAAACCUUUGCCUGACGUCAACUUAAUUUCAGUACAACGGUAA